Molecule: messenger RNA, 837 nt
Organism: Capsicum annuum
Lineage: Eukaryota; Viridiplantae; Streptophyta; Magnoliopsida; Solanales; Solanaceae
Exons: 2
Coding region: 1-837 (278 amino acids)
Source: RefSeq, a predicted model, not a curated record
AUGGCAAAGAUAAUGACUCAACUAGAGCUUUUGACAAAGCAUGUAAUGGGUACACCCGCAAAAGCAGUGAAUGCCAUGGCAUCAAAAUCCUAUGGAGAUGAUGAAGAAGCUAGUAAGCUUGAUGAGGAGAUUAGAUUUAAAAGGAAAAAGGAGAGUGAUAAGCUCAAGAAAUUCUUGGCCAAUCUUAGCAAUGUCUCUAUUAAUAUCCCAUUGCUUGAAGUAAUCCAAGAAAUUCUGGGUUAUGCUAAGCUCAUUAAAAAGUUGAUGUACAUGAAGAAGCUCAAUGAAGGUGACACAAUUGAAGUCACCCAUGGUUUUAGUGUUAUUGUGAGUAGAAAGGUUGCAGAAAAGAAGGAAGACCCCGGAGCUUUCAUCAUCCCUUGUACCAUAGAAACACAUAUGUUUGCGAAAGCUUUAUGUGACCUUGGUGCAAGUAUCAACCUCAUGACUUUUUCCAUCUAUAAGAAACUUAGAUUUAAUGCCCCAACCUUAACAUCUAUGAGAAUCUUAAUGGAUGAUCGAUCGAUUAAGAGACCAAUCAGAAUUUUGUUUGAUGUUCUAGUCAAGGUAGAUAAAUGUAUACUUUCGGUGAACGUUGUGAUUCUAUAUUGUGAAAUGGACCAAGAUAUACCCAUCAUACUUGGGUGGCCUUUAUUAGCCACCGAAAGAUCCAUUGUUGACUUAGAAAUAGGGGAGAUAAAGUUUAGAGUGCAUGAGGAUGAGGUCUACUUUAAGGUAUACAAGACAAAAAAGCAACCCGCAGAACUUCAAGUGAUAUCCGUGGUUGAUGUUGAAAGUGAAGAGGUGAAUGAAGGGGGAUUUGAGGACCCACCUUAA